This is a messenger RNA of Daphnia pulicaria, 759 nucleotides long. Its product is annotated as alpha-(1,3)-fucosyltransferase C-like. Gene Ontology annotation, cellular component: membrane. Lineage: Eukaryota; Metazoa; Arthropoda; Branchiopoda; Diplostraca; Daphniidae. The coding region runs from base 1 to 759 and encodes 252 amino acids. The transcript has a single exon. Gene Ontology annotation, molecular function: alpha-(1->3)-fucosyltransferase activity. The record is from RefSeq and is a predicted model, not a curated record.
AUGGACGUUUUACGACACCCAAUAUUUCAGAACUAUUUCAAUGUGACGAUGACUUAUCGACGUGACUCUGAUGUCGUCAAUAGCUAUGGCCGAAUUCAGUGUAGUAUCGGAUCGGCGCCAUCCUGUUUGAAUUUCCCGCGGUUAAAUCGAACAGUCGUUCCAGAGACUCCCGCAGUUCCGUUUCAAAUCGACCUGACCUUGAAGAACAGGGCCGUCGCCUGGUUCGUUUCCAACUGUGAAACGGACAGCCGGCGUGAAUUGCUGGCCCGCAAUCUCUCGCGUUUCAUUCCGGUGGAUAUUUACGGCAAAUGCGGAGACGGCCGACACAGCUGCCAGAAUCGGGCCGGCUGCGACCGCCUGCUCAGUCGCCAUUAUCGAUUCUACCUGAGCUUCGAAAAUUCACUGUGCCCCGAUUACGUCACGGAGAAAUGCUACCGGCCCAUGGCGCACGACACGGUGCCGGUGGUUUACGGCGGAUCCGAUUAUUCGUUUUACCUUCCGGCCGGAUCCUACAUCAACGCCAUGGAUUUCGACAGCCCAGAGAGUUUGGCGAAUCAUCUCAAGAAACUGAUGGUCGACGACGAGCUCUACCUGAGUUACUUCCGCUGGAGGGGACAAUAUACUGUCGAUGCUAUGCCUAUAGGCGGAUGGUGUCCACUGUGUAGUUUGUUGAGCGACACUAACAAGAAAGAAAGUAAGACUUACGUGGACAUUGCUGCUUGGUGGAAUGGCCAGUUGACCAACAAAGCGUGUGUUUAG